UUCGUCUCUAUCCCAUCGCUCACUUUCUCUCUAAACUAAACUGUUCUUCUUUCCUAUCACUUUUUCUUUCUCUUUCAAAUUUGAACUCAUAAGAAAAUGGGCACAGCUACCUGCAUCGAUAUUAUUCUUGCCAUCAUCCUUCCACCUCUUGGUGUCUUCCUUAGAUUUGGCUGCAACAUUGAGUUUUGGAUCUGUUUGAUUCUCACCAUUUUGGGUUAUCUUCCUGGAAUCAUCUAUGCUAUAUAUGCUAUCACUAAGUAAUCUAUGUGAAUCAUGAAUAGUUUUCAAGGGUCACAUUCAAGUUUCGUGUAAAAUUGUUCACUGGCGAUGGACAAAAGUUAUUCUUUUUUUUAUGUUACAUCUUUUUAGUGUCAAUAUUUCUUUACAUCUUUUUUUGUUUUCUGUUUUUAACUUGAGUUUUUAUCAUGUGUGGAAUUGAUAGUGUGUGAAGUUUGUGAACUCUAGAAAUGGUAGUCAAUUUGAAUUAUAGUACUAUACCGUCUCAAUAAUAUUGUUCAUCUA
Molecule: messenger RNA, 522 nt
Organism: Vicia villosa (hairy vetch)
Lineage: Eukaryota; Viridiplantae; Streptophyta; Magnoliopsida; Fabales; Fabaceae
Product: hydrophobic protein RCI2A-like
Exons: 3
Coding region: 97-261 (54 amino acids)
Cellular component (GO): membrane
Source: RefSeq, a predicted model, not a curated record